This is a messenger RNA of Ylistrum balloti, 1354 nucleotides long. RefSeq names its product nucleoporin NUP42-like. The transcript is spliced from 8 exons. Gene Ontology annotation, molecular function: metal ion binding. The record is from RefSeq and is a predicted model, not a curated record. Bases 1 to 1278 code for a protein of 425 amino acids. NCBI's taxonomy places the organism in Eukaryota, Metazoa, Mollusca, Bivalvia, Pectinida, Pectinidae.
AUGACUGUUUGUAAAUAUUUUAUGCAAGGAAAUUGUCGGUAUGGCAACAAGUGUUACUAUGAACAUCCAAGUGGGGACAGCCAAGGAUUUGCAUAUACAGCUCAGCGCCAGUUGUUUGGAGGUGGGAGAGGAGGAGGAGGGGGAGGGGGAGGAGGAGGUGGAGGAGGAGGAGGAGGAGGAGGAGGAGGGGUUGGUGGAGGAAACAAGUACAAAUGGGACAGACGUCAACAAAAUCAACAGCAGACAGCUGCACAAACAUCCCCAACAGAGGUCAUAAACACACUGGUGGUGGAGAUAAAAACAUGGGAACAGAGCAAGAUGUGGCCUUUUUCAUGUAUCGCGUUUGAGAAGGAAGGACCAUGUGUUCCAGAAUUCACAGACAUGUCAACUGAGGAGCUACGAUUUGCAGCCUAUGAGGCUCAGAAAACGGGAGGGCUACAAAGCUAUAUGAACCAUGUCCAGAAUCUAGUCCAAGAAUAUUCCUCCAAACGACAAGUCCUCAAAAAUGCUACAAUGUCAGUUAAACAGAAAAUGGUGUCAUUGAUAGAGGAAUACAGAAACAAGAAAGCAAGAAGCAGUGACAAGGGAGGAUCAUCGACCAUGUCUCUAUUUAGUAAUUCAGCUGGAAGUUCUGGAGCCAGUGGUACAAAUGGACUGUUCAGUGGUGUUUCUGGCAGUUCCUCUGCCACUGGUGGGAAUACAUCAUUAUUUGGUGGGAACACAGGAGCAUUCAGUGCUCCAAGUGCAGGAGCUUUUGACUCUGGUAGUCAGACCUCUGGUCAGUUUGGAACCAAUGUACCAAGUAAUUUAUUUAUAGGUCAAGCUCAGAACACAAACCCUUUUGGGGCUUCCCAAACAAGUUCUGGGAAUCCCUUUGGGGCCUCCCAGCCAAGUUCUGGGAAUCCUUUUGGGGCCUCCCAACCAAGUUCUGGAAAUUCCUUUGGAGGGAAUACUAGUGGAACCACAAUUGGUGCAAGUAGCCAAGGAACAUUCAAUAACACCUUCGGGAAGACUUCCCAAGCAGCUAAUUCAUUUAAUGUUUCCUCUCAGAGUGGAUCUAAUGUUGGGAACGCUGGUGCCUUUGGUGCCUCUAACAACACAUUUGGAACAACAACAGGGGGAAAUGUAGUGACAACACCAAGUGACAAAUCCCAAGCUACAGUGUAUACACCAAUGGAAAACCUUACCAAAGAGGAGUUGGCUGCUUACAACGCAACAACAUUCACCCUCGGCAAAAUCCCAACUAAACCCCCUCCAAUAGAAUUAUGUUUUGAUUAAUGUUGCCCGAUGUCAUGGACCCCCUUCUUCCUUUUGAUUUCAUAGGUACUCUCAUUUCAAUUCAUACAUGUAUAUG